Molecule: messenger RNA, 5956 nt
Organism: Cherax quadricarinatus
Lineage: Eukaryota; Metazoa; Arthropoda; Malacostraca; Decapoda; Parastacidae
Product: katanin p60 ATPase-containing subunit A-like 2
Molecular function (GO): ATP hydrolysis activity; ATP binding; protein binding
Source: RefSeq, a predicted model, not a curated record
AGAGCGUCAGGUCGACAGUCAGUUCGUGGAGCUCCUCGCGUCAGGCAACCCCUUCAGGUGUGCACAGAUGCGUGAUGACAUCCAAUCACUUAUCCCUGCAGUCCUUACGGGCAGCGAGCCAAGCCAAGGAGCUGGCUGACAAACGAGCAGAAAUCCGUCGCAAGUCUCUCAUCAUCCUGGUUCACCACUACCUCGACCAGGAGGGGUACAGUGAUGCUGCCAAGACCCUGGUGCAGGAGGCUCGACUGAACACUGAACAGUUCUCCGUGUGUGAUAGUGUUGACCUCUCUGGUAUUCUGCAAGAGCAUGAGGAAUGGUUUGUUGCCAAGUACCAGAAGUACCCAAAACUGGCGAAGAGGUCGUUGAUGCCCAGGCCGACGCCGAAGCCUCACCGUUGUGGUCACCUUCAGGAGGAAGCCAACAACAGCAGAAACGACACGCCACCGGGGAAGAAGAGCCCAUUCUUCAGGAGACGCUCACUUCCCCGUCAUGGAGGGUCUGGGGGCAGUAUGGGUCGCGCUGCCAGUGACCCAAGUCUCAGUGAUGACGUCUCCAGUGCAGGAGAGGUCAGAGGUCACGCACGAUCCCGUAACUCUGUCAGAAAUAAAGUUAUCGACAACCGGAAGAGAGAGGAACUUGUCAGGGGCCCGCUGGUGGGGCGACGCGUUUCUGGAGGAGCAGGGCCCCUGCGAAGCCCAGGGGAGGAGAAAAAGGACCCCACUAAAUCAUCUUCGGACACCGACAGUGAGAGAGGAGGAGCGGCCGCCACCCUCCGACCCGUCAAGACCGGUAGGAUGCCACGGCAGGUGCUGGAUCUGAAGCAGAUGAUCAGUGAUUACACUCGCCUGGAGGAUAACAUUGGUGACGUAGGCAAGGGUCCCAAUCGAUCGCUAUCACAUCCUGACCAACCCCCAGGAGAUGAGGAUGAGACAAGUGACCUAUGGGACGAGAAGAGCGUGAAGCCCUUACUGAUGCCACACUUCACCGGAGAGUUCAGAGACUUGGCCAACAUCAUACAGAGGGAGAUCCUAAUCGACAAUCCCGAGGUCAAAUGGGAGGACAUCCUUGGCCUGGAUGACGCCAAGAGACUGGUCAAGGAGGCGGUGGUGUAUCCUCUCAAGUAUCCUCAGCUCUUCGUCGGGAGAUUCAAGCCCUGGCGAGGCAUCCUCCUCUACGGUCCUCCUGGCACCGGUAAGACUCUGCUGGCGAAGGCGGUGGCGACGGAGUGCCGGACCACCUUCUUCAACAUCUCGGCCACAACUCUCGUCUCCAAGUGGAGAGGAGACUCAGAGAAACUUGUUAGGGUGCUGUUCGAGAUGGCCAGGUACCACGCCCCCUCCACCAUCUUCGUGGACGAAGUGGACGCGCUAAUGGCCUCCCGCCAGGGAGAGCAGGAACACGAGGCCUCCCGUAGGAUGAAAACACAACUGCUGGUGGAGUUGGAUGGCCUCACACAGGCCAACCAUCACGUGUUCCUCCUUGCAGCCUCUAACAUACCCUGGCAGCUUGAUCCGGCAAUGCUGCGCCGUUUAGAGAAGAGAAUCCUGGUGCCACUUCCAGGGAUGGAGGCCAGAGAAGCCAUGUUUAGGCAUCACCUUCCUGAGGUCAUCCCUGACCUGGAGGAAGCAGGUCACGCCAUCAAAACACAUUUAGAAUACGAGAAGCUGGCACAGAUGUCUGAGGGUUACAGCGGGUCAGACCUGCAGGUUGUGUGCCGGGAGGCUGCUAUGGGCUGCCUCAGGAAGGUAUUCAAUGUCUUGGAGGAUCACUCAGUGGAUGACUCUGAGCUGCCAGAAUUGACACUGGACGCCAUCAACAUGCGCGAUGUGGAGGCGGCUCUGCAGAAGACCAAACCAGCGCAAAGCAACAAUGAGCAGUAUCGCGCCUGGCACUCUAAGUUUGGCUCUGCCUAAGUUUCUAUAAGACGAAAUCCGGCCCCUGCUUCUUUGUGUCAUGAGAGUCUGCAACAUGAAGACAAGUCUAGUUCACUGCCACAUAUUUGCAGAAGGCUAAGACAAACAAAUAUCCUUUAGGAUCGAACGAUGGAAAAUUUGAUAGAAAUGGUACUCGGUUUUGGUAACAUUUUCCUUCCAAAAAAUAAAUUGGGCUGCUGUUCUUGUAAUACCUCAGGAAGUCUGGAAACGCUCUAUGUUUUUAAUCUCCGGAAACAGUUGGUGCUCUUAGCCCCAGAACCUCCAUAGACUAGAGGCAUUCCCAGCCAUUUACCUUCCAGUGAUUGGAGGAAUUCCCCAUCCUGAAACUCCUAAAAAGUGGAGGAAUUUCCAAUCCUAGAACUACCAAAGACUGGAGGCCUUCCCGACCUUUGAACCUGCAUGGACUGGUCACAUCUACAGUUUUGGUAACUUCAGUGACUGGAAAUACUGCGAAUACUUACAGUAUUCGCAGUCCUGGAGCGUCCAGAGACAGGAGACGUUCCCAAUCCUAUAAUCUCCAGAGAUUAGGGAUAUUUCCAUCUUCAAGGUGCUGGAACUAAGCAUUUCCAUCUCUGGAACAUCUAGGGAAUAAGGGAUUUCACAGCCUGAAACCACCAGAGAUCUUUGGCACUUAGGGUACUGUAAACACCUGUGAGAUCCUGAAUUUGCUUCCAACUGUGGAAACACUUCAAAACAAACUAUUAAGAUUCGUAAGGCUGAGAAAAGUGAGCCAACUGCCUCCAUUUUAAGUUUAGAAUGCCGAUGUGUGUAUCAACCGAUAUCUGUGUUUUCUCUUUUUUUAUACAGGACUAAUGCAAAAAUGUGUUUAUAGUUUUAGAGUCUUAAGCGUUCACUUUAUGGGGUGCUGACGAUGACAUAUUAUUGAUAUUGACUGUCAUUAUAUCAUUGGUAUUGAUUGUCAUUAUAUCAUUAGUGAGGUACUAAGGAAAUUAUGAUAUUUGAUAUAUAUAUAUAUGAUAUUAUGAUAUUUUGAUAUAUGAUAUUAUGGUAUUUUGAUAUUUGUCUGGUGAUGAAAAUAAUUUUCAGACCUCUCGAAGACGUGAAUGUUUUGUCCAAUUUUUGUCCCAUACCCUGAUAACGUAACCGACAGAGAAACUACCUAUUAAAAUGUAUGAAAUGAACACCUUGAGGGUAAUGUCACAGUGACGUAUGCUCGUCUGAUUCAAGAAAUCAGCGAGUUCCACGUCAUUAGUCAGCUGAUCUCCCUCUUAGUGAGUCUAGAUAUAAUACUGUGAAUCUGAGUAAGCUUGAGAGAUUCUGGUUACAGAGUGGUACUCGCAGAGAAGGUAAAAAAAAAUUGUCUUUUUUUUAAUGUCAUUUUUAUACUGAGUAGUGACGAAUGGAGGUGUUCCAAUGUCUGGUUUGUAAGUGUGAAUGUCUUCGUGUGUCUGUAAGUCUGAAUGUCUUUUCCGUAUGUGCGAUUGUAUUCGUGUAUUAAAAUUUGUAUAUAUGUUUGAAUAUCUUGUGUGUAUUUCCAAAUGUCUUCUGGGAUGCCUGAAUGUCUUCUGCGAAUGUCUAAAUUUCUUACGUGUUUAACUGAAUAUCUUUUGUGUAUGUCUGAAUAUCUUGUGUAUCUCUGAAUGCCAUGUGUGAAUUUCUUGUGUGUGCAUGUGAUUGCUCUGUAUGUAUAUUUGUAUGUGUAUAUGUGAUUGCCUUCUAUGUUUUAUUGCUUGGUAAGUCUAAGUCUUCGUAACGGCUUCAGUGUCGAAGAAUUUUGUGGUUUAGAUAUUAGAUAUAUGUUAGUUAAAGAUCUCUUGUCGUCUCAGAAUGUCGCCAAGUACGAUACCACCAGGCAAGACAUCUCCAGGCAAGACAUCUCCAGGCAAGACAUCUCCAGGCAAGACAUCAAUGAAAACCUCUCCCUGGCAAUAACUUCUGUUAAUAUUAAAGCAUUUGUCUUAUACUUCAAGCGUGGGGAAGCUUAACGAAGAAAUUUUGAAUAUUUUUUCCUUUGACUUGUAGAAUUUCCAUAAAUUUAAAGAAUAUUUUGGACUAAAUUUUAACCGUCAAUCAAAAAUAUACUUUUCAUUUGACACUUUUCUUCUAAAACUCUUAAAUCCAUUACGUUUUGAUUAUAAUAACCAUUACCGGACUCUGUAGGCCUUAGGCCUGCCUAGCUAUCCCACCCUAGCACCGAUUAGGUACUUUAGAUGAGAAAUUUAGCUGCUUUCCUCUUAAAAAUUUCUACCAAAGUGUUCCUGGGAUAGUUCUUAUAUAUGAAAGUGGGAGGUUGAAGAGAUCAAGGAUGUUGAUAUUGUGUUCUCUUAUAGUGCCUACUGCGCUUCGUAAAUUCUCGGUUUUCUACUUUCUCCUGAAAGUCUGUUCUUAAGUUUUGGCUUGCAUUCUUGUUUACUUGCGUGGAAAUUCUAUACGUUGCAAAUGCCUCACAAAAUACCCGUCUAGUCGCGUUCUUGUAGUCAAGAUAAUAAUUUAAUCAAGCGCUAAUUCCUAAGAAUAAAUAGUCACAAAUAUUAAAAUAAGAGUUUUGGGGGAGAAGAAUCUACAGUCAUUUAUUGUGAAGGAAUUUUUAGGAAAAAACGUACUUAUCGACUUCUGAUGUAUUUUUUAAAAAUUAUUUUGAAGCCACUUGGAAACAAAACUAUAGAAAUACAGUUAAUUUGUUUUCGUACUAUAGAGAGUAAAUGUACUGCCCUCUUUUUUUUUAAGAAAAAAGUUAUGAAGAAGUAUACUGGUGCUUAUUGGUGCUGGAGGGAUUGUGAGGGUUUGACGAACACUGUCAUGCACUGAUGUGAUGCAUUAUAAUGCUAGUGCUCAUAAUAAAUGAUGAUGCUGAUGAUGAUGAUAAUGAUUAUAGGUCGAACAUGUGUGUGUGUGUGUGUGUGUGUACACAGUUGAGUUUACGGAGUAUAAUCUUAGCUUCUGGCCCCGCCUCCUUAACUACAGUAUAUUCGCCAACAUUGUUGAUCCUGGCCUCUUGGAUCGUUUCGUACUAAUUCGUGUGUACGGUGUCUGCCUCCACCACUUUCUUAUCUAGCCCACCAUACUUAUUUGCCAGCAUAGUUUGAACGGCUAUGACGUUGCUCCCGCUGUGAGGCUGGGUCGCAGGGCGUACCCUGGCCAGUCACGUACCCUGGCCAGUCACAUACCCUGGCCAGUCACGUACCCUGGCCAGUCACGUACCCUGGCCAGUCACGUACCCUCAGGCAGUCAGGACAUCACUUAAAGAUACGUAGCAUCACGGCUAGCGUAAUUGAAAUAUACUGAAGUAUUUACCACCCAAUAGUCGCUUCAAUUAACUUUUUUCUAACAUACCUGCGGUUUUUGUUUUAGCUUCCUUAUAUAGCCCCCUCACCCUUGUGCUUCGUAUUACAAUCAGUUCCUAACUGCUCUGUCAAAUUUUCUGAGUAACUUGUAGAACACAAUUAUGUCCUUCCAGUUACCGUUUUAAACCUCCAAUAGCAAAGACUGACACCUAACGCUGUUUCUCUAAUAUUAGCUACAUCUUUUAAUACUGGUAUCUUAGAAAGGGCAGACCCAAUAGAAAUACAAAUACCUACACCUCUUUUCCAUACGUAUUGGACUAAUCUUUUGAUAAACCUAUAGACCUCAAGUUUCCGAUUAUACUUGAGCAGGUGUGCAGGUGUACGCUGGCGCAGCGUACUCAUUAAUACAUUUGAUCUAUGUCGUGUACAGUAUUUUAUAAAAAUUCUUUUCUCCCUUUUAGCGAUAUUUGUAGUUUAUCACUCUCUCAAGCAUUCCGUCGACGGUCAUCUCUCUCACUCCUUACUUUACAUGACCUUGCACCAGUUUGAUCUGAACUCCAGUUCGGAUCUGAGUACUACAACUGUAGCUUGUCUUUUCCUUCUGUUCUUUAUAUUCUUAGUUAUACAUCAUCGACAAUGAUAAUUUAAGCUUAAUCACCUCUGGAAUGUAAUUCCCUUAUAUUAAAAAUAGUAACGGUCCUGGUACUGAUCCAUAGGGGAUCCUACUCGUUAGCCCUUAACAUCAUCUGUUUUUCGUUUGCUUGACAUUUGUUAAUC